Molecule: messenger RNA, 2680 nt
Organism: Callorhinchus milii (elephant shark)
Lineage: Eukaryota; Metazoa; Chordata; Chondrichthyes; Chimaeriformes; Callorhinchidae
Product: contactin-associated protein-like 5
Source: RefSeq, a predicted model, not a curated record
CUCUCUCUCUCUCUCUCUCUCCUUUUUCCUCUAUCUGUCUAUCUCUCAGUGUUGCCUGAGACAUGGACCCAGUGAGCAGCAUCUCUCCCUCUCCCUCUCUCCCUCUCUCCAUCACUCUGUGGAUGUGUCUGGUCACUGCUUAUUCCCAUAACUGCGACAACCUCCUGCUGCCCGACCUGCCCCAGACUUCGUUCCGAUCCUCCUCCGAGCUGUCUGGCAGCCACAGCCCAGCGUUCGCCAAGCUGAACCGAAGGGAUGGUGCCGGAGGUUGGUCCCCGCUGGAGUCCAACCGGCCCCAGUGGCUGCAGAUAGACCUGGGCGAGAGGACGGAGAUCACGGCCGUGGCCACACAGGGCAGGUACGGGAGCUCGGACUGGGUGACCAGCUACGCCCUGAUGUUCAGCGACUCGGAGAGCAACUGGAAACAAUACCGGCAUCAAGACAGCAUCUGGAUCGCUGGUCAGGGGCAGUUUGGAAUAUCGUGUGAAGAGUUGGGUUCCCUUCGAAAGGAAAUGGCAAAAAUUGGUGACGGUCGACAGAAGAGUGCCGGAGGUUGGUCCCCGCUGGAGUCCAACCGGCCCCAGUGGCUGCAGAUAGACCUGGGCGAGAGGACGGAGAUCACGGCCGUGGCCACACAGGGCAGGUACGGGAGCUCGGACUGGGUGACCAGCUACGCCCUGAUGUUCAGCGACUCGGAGAGCAACUGGAAACAAUACCGGCAUCAAGACAGCAUCUGGGCCUUCUCCGGGAACUCCAACGCAGACACGGUGGCUCACCACAAGCUGCAAUACUCCAUCAGGGCCAGGUACAUCCGCUUCGCACCGCUCCAGUGGAACCCCAACGGGAGGAUAGGGAUGCGGGUGGAGGUCUACGGCUGCUCCUACAAGUCGGACGUGGCGGACUUUGACGGCCGGAGCUCGCUGCUGUACAGAUUCAACCAGAAGACGGUCAGCACCGUGAAGGACAUGAUCUCGCUCCAGUUCAGGAGCACGGAGAGCGAGGGGGUGAUCCUGCACGGAGAGGGGCAGAGGGGGGACUACAUCACACUGGAGCUCAGCAAAGGCAAAGUCUCCCUGCAGCUCAACCUGGGCGACACGAAGCUGCAGUCGGUGAACGGCCACACCUCGGCCACCCUGGGCAGUCUGCUGGACGACCAGCACUGGCACUCGGUCACCAUCGAACGGUACAACAAGCAGGUGAACUUCACCGUGGAUCAGCACACGCAGCACUUCCGCACCAGGGGCGAGUUCGACUACCUGGACAUCGACUACGAGCUUAGCUUCGGAGGGAUCCCGGUGCCUGGCAAGUCGGUGACCUUCCUGAGGAAGAACUUCCGCGGCUGCCUGGAAAACCUUUACUACAACGGGGUCAACAUCAUCGACCUGGCCAAGAGGCACAAACCUCAGAUACACGUCCUGGGGAACGUGAGCUUCUCCUGCUGGGAGGCCCCGGUGGUGCCGGUGACGUUUGGCAGCUCGGGCAGUUACCUGGUGCUCCCGGGGCGGCCCCGGAUGGAUGGGCUGUCGCUCAGCUUCCAGUUCCGCACGUGGAACGGGGACGGACUGCUGCUGUACAGCCGACUUCCCGGGACAGCCGGGGCUCUCCGCGUCCGGAUCAGCAACGGGAAACUCCGCAGCAACAUCCGGAAAUCCUCGCGGAGCCAAGCCGACAUCACAGCAGGGGCCGACCUGAACGACGGGCAGUGGCACUCGGUCCGCCUGAACGCUCGAAGGAACCGGGUCAGCGUGAUCCUGGACAACAACGGCACCUCCACCUUCCACUCCACCACCCAGACGCCCAUCUUCUCCGGGAGCAGCUAUUAUUUCGGAGGCUGCCCCGAAAACGCCAGCAGCGCCGACUGUUCCAACGGCUUCGGUAAUUUCGAAGGCUGCAUGAGGCUCAUACUGAUCGAUAAUCAACCGGUGGAUCUGAACCUGGCCGGACAAGGCUCUCAGGCCAACUUCACCGACCUGCACAUCGACGUGUGUGGCAUCCUGGACAGGUGUUUGCCCAAUUACUGCGAGCACGGGGGGGAGUGCUCGCAAUCCUGGAGCACUUUUUACUGCGACUGCACGGGGACAGGAUACACCGGGGAGACCUGCCACAGAUCUCUGUACGAAAAGUCGUGCGAGGCGUACAGACAUAAAGGGAGCCCGUCAGAUUUCUUCUCCGUCGACCCUGAUGGUAGCGGACCUCUGGGACCACUCCUCGUCUACUGCAACAUGACAGAGGACAAGACCUGGACCGUGGUGCAGCACAACAACACGGAGCUGACACGGGUACAAGGCUCGAGCGCGGGCAAACCCCAGCUCGUGCACUUCAGCUACACGGCUAACAUGGAGCAGCUCCGAGCUCUGAUCGACAGCAUGGACCACUGCGAACAGAACGUAGCCUAUCACUGCAGAAGGUCACGUCUCCUCAGCACCCCCGGUGAUACCCCGUUGACGUGGUGGAUUGGGAGGACCAACGAGAAGCAGACGUACUGGGGGGGCGCGACCCCCGGGUCCCAGGAAUGUGGCUGUGGACUGGACGGGAGCUGCCUGGACCCCCAGCGCGGCUGUAACUGCGACGCUGACCGGGACCAAUGGUAAGAGACAGCUGACUGCACUCGGGGCAGAUUGUCCCGCUGAGCAAAGCUGCUUCUGUCAGCCGAGCAGCGCUUGGGAUAAAGGGAAACAAG